AUUUCAAUCCAUUUCAAAUAAACAAAAGUAAAAAAAUUUUGAUAAUAAAAUUCGUAUUCAAUUAAUUCCAACUAAACUACAAAAAGAAAUAAGUAUACCGCUAAAUUUACAUCAAAAUCUCCCCCCAUACAUCUAGCGAAAAAGAAAUAAAAUAAAAUAAAAUAAAAUAAAAGGAAAUAUGUCUGAGCUCGAGGAACUCAAAAAAGAAUUUGCUUGUUUAAUGGAGGAAUUGGAAUGUGUUCAUCAGCAGUUGAACUUUCGCGAGAAGUCCAUUGCUACGGAGUGGAUAAAGAAAUUGAAAAAGGCAACUGGUUCGGUGGAAGAUUUGAAAUUGAGUUUAGAUUUCAUCGACUACUUUGUGAACUGUUGGAAAUGUGGUAUAUUCAGUUCGGAGCCUUUCAAUAGAGUGCCACAACCAAAUGUGCCUUUGCAGAAGUUGCGUUAUAUGUUGCCGCCGGAUCAUAAAAUUCGUAGCGUUGAUGCCACAUCCGAUGAGCAGCGUAAGCUCUAUGUUGAUGAAAUGUUUGAGAAUAUGGCAGACAGAGGCGCAUUUCUCUCCGAACAGCCGGUGCCAUUGGAUGGUACAUUCUUUUUGGUGUUGAUAAAUCAAAAAUAGAAAUUUCUCUACAACCAUUUUGAGGUUAGGAAUUUUUUAAAGAUUUAUUUUUGCACAAAAUAUAUAGAUAUUUAUACUGCAUUUACAUACACAUAUAUAAUUGUUG
Messenger RNA from Ceratitis capitata (Mediterranean fruit fly), 722 nucleotides. RefSeq lists its product as hypothetical. NCBI's taxonomy places the organism in Eukaryota, Metazoa, Arthropoda, Insecta, Diptera, Tephritidae. The coding region runs from base 179 to 616 and encodes 145 amino acids. The record is from RefSeq and is a predicted model, not a curated record. The transcript has 2 exons.